This is a messenger RNA of Trichoderma reesei QM6a, 426 nucleotides long. RefSeq lists its product as uncharacterized. Bases 1 to 426 code for a protein of 141 amino acids. The transcript has 2 exons. The record is from RefSeq and is a predicted model, not a curated record. NCBI's taxonomy places the organism in Eukaryota, Fungi, Ascomycota, Sordariomycetes, Hypocreales, Hypocreaceae.
AUGUCAUUCUUCAACGUCCUCCUCCUCGUCAUGCUCCUCUCCGCAAGCUCCCUCCUCGCCCUCCGCCCCUCCGAAGCCGACCUGCCGAGUCUCCAUGUCCCGGGCCAUUGGGGCAACGACACAAAGGGCGACGAGGUGCACUGGCUCCCGGGCGAGCCUGCGCCGAUAAACGAUGUGGUGUUUUCGUGGUGUCGGAAGGGCGCGGUUGGGUGUCAGAGGGCACCGCUCAAGCAUGGGCGGUGCUUCACUAACAAAAACGUCUUGAAGGAACUACGACUGCAGCGGCGAACACACAGCCAUGUUCACGGGGAGAAGCCACUGGACAAAGACCAUCUGCGCCAACAGCAAGAACAGCAGGGUCGAGUGGAAUCGGCAGGCGAGCGCGGUGCGGUGCUGCGCUGGCGGGCCGGAGAGGAGGUGGUGUAA